AUGCAACGUCCUGUGACAUCAUCCGCCACACUCCUCCGCUGGGCAAAGCCCUCGGUUGGACGUCUGCGUACUUUCUCGUCAUAUGGAAACGCUCACCUCUCCUCCAAACGAGACAUGCAAACUCAAACUGCCUACCGCCCUCACUCGCUUCCUUCCUCUUUCCCGCCUCCUCGCAGCAGCGGUGGCGCCGACACCUCCAUUUCAGCAGAAUUCCCUUCUCUCGACUCACAGCCCACCCAAAGAACAUCACAAAACACCGCACCAAACGUGAGUGUACGCGAAAGCGAAGCGCAAAAAUCGAGCUCCACCUUCUCCGCUUCUCCGGCCGCACCAAAGACUUCCCCGAAGCCCCGUCGGCCACUUCGGCCAAGGAAGGCCGCUUUGAAAUUAUCCGCCGUGGCCACCGAACAGCUUCGGAGUUUGAUGGAUCAGCCAGAACCGAAGUUUAUUCGGGUGGGUGUCAAGAACCGUGGCUGCUCGGGUCUUGCUUACCACCUCGAGUAUGUGGAGAAGCCGGGAAAGUUCGAUGAAAUUGUUGAGCAGGACGGUGUGAAGGUUUUGAUCGACAGCAAGGCUCUGUUCAGCAUCAUUGGAAGUGAAAUGGACUGGCAUGAGGACAAGUUGAGCAGACGAUUCGUUUUCCGCAACCCCAAUAUCAAGGAAGAAUGUGGCUGCGGUGAAUCUUUCAUGGUUUAA
Molecule: messenger RNA, 696 nt
Organism: Penicillium soppii
Lineage: Eukaryota; Fungi; Ascomycota; Eurotiomycetes; Eurotiales; Aspergillaceae
Gene: isa1
Product: Fe-binding Fe/S cluster assembly protein ISA1
Exons: 2
Coding region: 1-696 (231 amino acids)
Biological process (GO): iron-sulfur cluster assembly
Cellular component (GO): cytoplasm; mitochondrion
Molecular function (GO): 2 iron, 2 sulfur cluster binding
Source: RefSeq, a predicted model, not a curated record